UGUAAUAAAACAUAAAAACCUUCUGAGCUUUAAAACCCACAACAACACAACAGUUUUUCUUUACCUUCUCCGUUUCAAAAAAAUCAGUUCUAAAUUUCAAAAAUAAUUAAUUAUCAGUAACAGUACUUCACUUCAAUGGAGGAUUCGAACAGCAACACUACAAACAACGUCGCCAGAGCAAUCGUCGCGGCUCUCGACUGGAGUUCCACUUCUGAUUCUCGUCGAGCCGCAGUUUCUUUUCUUGAAUCUAUAAAAAUGGGGGAUGUACGCGUUUUGGCAAAUACAUCAUUCAAUCUUGUAAAAAAAGACUGGUCAUCUGAAAUUCGAUUGCAUGCUUUCAAAAUGCUGCAGCAUUUGGUUAGGUUGCGAUGGGAGGAAUUAAGCCCAAUAGAACGCAGGAAUUUCGCAAAUGUUGCUGUAGAUUUGAUGUCCGAGAUUGCAAAUUCUUGUGAAGAAUGGCAUCUAAAAAGUCAGACAGCUGCCCUUGUCGCUGAGAUUGUCAGAAGAGAAGGCAUUGAACUUUGGCAAGAGCUUCUUCCAUCCCUUGUUUCCCUCUCCGGUCAGGGUCCUGUUCAAGCUGAAUUGGUUUCAAUGAUGCUGAGAUGGCUUCCUGAAGAUAUUACUGUUCACAAUGAAGAUUUAGAAGGUGAUCGGCGGAGGCUUUUGUUAAGGGGGCUUACUCAAUCUUUAUCUGAAAUUUUACCUUUACUCUUCACUUUACUGGAAAGACACUUUGGAGCUGCAUUACGGGAAGUUGGAAAUCAACAACUGGAUGCUGCAAAACAACAUGCUGCCACAGUAACAGCUACUUUGAAUGCCAUAAAUGCAUAUGCAGAGUGGGCUCCUUUGCCUGAUCUAGCCAAAUAUGGGAUAAUUCACGGGUGUGGUUUUUUGCUUUCCUCGGCUGACUUUCGUCUUCAUGCUUGUGAGUUUUUCAGACUCGUCUCCCCAAGGAAGAGACCCAUCGAUGCCUCUGCUGCUGAAUUUGAUUCUGCAAUGUGUAAUAUCUUUCAGAUUUUAGUGAAUUUAUCCAUAGACUUCUUACACAAAUCCGGGUCAAGUCCUGGGGUCACAGACGAGAGUGAAUUUGAGUUUGCCGAGUAUUUAUGUGAGAGUAUGGUGUCUUUGGGUUCUUCCAAUUUGCAGUGCAUAAUUAAUGAAAGUACUAUGCUCUCUCUUUAUUUACAGCAGAUGCUGGGGUUUUUUCAACAUUAUAAACUAGCUCUUCAUUUUCAAUCUUUGCCCUUUUGGUUGGGGCUAAUGAGAGAAUUAAUAUCAAAGCCAAAAAUAACUGCACAUGCCUCCGGAGAUGUUUCUAAUGCUAACGUGGGCCUUGCUUGUGGACAAGCUGAUAAUGUGAAAACAAAAAUUUUAAGUCUAAUGAGUGAUGACAUUUGCAGUGCAAUUCUCGAUAUCACUUUCCAGCGCAUGCUCAAAAGAGAAAAAGUAUCUCCUGGAACGUCUCUUUCCCUUGGGACUCUAGAGUUAUGGAGUGAUGAUUUUGAAGGAAAGGGAGAUUUUAGCCAGUAUCGUACCAAGCUGUCUGAGCUGAUAAAGUUCAUUGCCGCCUUUAAGCCGUUAGUUGCUGGUGCUAAAAUUUCUGAGAGGAUUUAUUCAAUCAUUAGAAGUCUCUUGACUUUGCCAGCGCCUGUCCAGGAAUUAGCUAUAAUGGAAAGCACACAAGUGGCUCUGGAAAACGUAGCAAGUGCAAUUUUUGAUGGAUCGAGUGAAUUUGCCGGGGGGAGUUCAGAAGUUCACUUCUCAUUGUGUAGAAUAUUUGAAGGUUUACUUCAACAGCUUCUUUCUUUGAAAUGGACGGACCCAGCUCUUGUGGAAGUUCUUGGGCACUAUUUAGACGCAUUAGGCCCCUUUCUGAAAUAUUUUCCUGAUGCUGUGGGCAGCAUUAUCAAUAAACUAUUUGAGCUUCUGACUUCACUUCCAGCUGCUGUUAAGGAUCCUUCAACAAAUAGUGCACGGCAUGCGAGACUGCAGAUUUGUAUGUCCUUCAUUCGAAUAGCCAAAGCUUCUGACAGAAGCAUUCUGCCUCACAUGAAGGGCAUAGCCAAUACUAUGGCACAUAUGCAAAGAGAGGGAUGUCUGAAUCGCGGUGAACAUAAUAUUCUAGGUGAAGCAUUCCUUGUUAUGGCUUCUGCUGCUGGGACUCAACAACAGCAAGAGGUUUUAGCAUGGUUACUUGAACCUCUGAGCCAGCAGUGGAUGCAGCUAGACUGGCAAAAUAAUUAUUUAUCUGAACCACAGGGUCUAGUUCGCUUAUGCUCUGAGACACAGUUUAUGUGGUCUAUUUUCCACACUGUGACCUUCUUUGAGAAGGCGCUUAAAAGAAGCGGAAACAGAAAAGGAAGUACGGCUUUGCAAAGCUGCUCAACAACUACUGUCUUGCAUCCAGUGGCUUCACAUCUAUCGUGGAUGCUUCCUCCUCUUUUAAAACUGCUUCGUGUCAUACAUUCACUUUGGUCUCCAUCCGUAUAUCAAUCAUUACCUAGCGAAUUGAAAGCUGCCAUGGCUAUGAGUGAUGUUGAACGAUUUGCUCUCCUUGGAGAAGGAAACCCCAAACUGCCAAAGGGUUCUUUAACUUUCACUGAUGGAUCUCAGGUUGACAUGAGUAAGGAAGGUUAUGCAGAAAUCAAUGAAUCUGAUACACGAAAUUGGUUAAAAGGAAUCAGAGACAGUGGGUACAAUGUUUUGGGCCUGUCAAUGACCAUCGGGGAUCCAUUUUAUAAAUGCUUGGAUAUUCAUUCUGUUAGUGUGGCAUUGGUUGAGAAUAUACACUCGAUGCAGUUCAGGCAUAUAAGGCAGCUAAUUCACUCGGUUUUGAUGUUUUUGGUCAAAUCUUGUCCUUCAGAAAUGUGGGAAGUUUGGCUGGAAAAACUCAUGUAUCCAUUACUUCUCCACACACAGCAGGUUCUUAGCUUUUCUUGGUCGAGUCUUUUGCAUGAAGGUAAAGCGAAAGUGCCCGAUGUCCUUGGCAUGCUUGCCGGCUCAGACCUUAAAGUUGAAGUAAUGGAGGAAAAACUGCUUCGAGAUCUAACUCGCGAAACAUGCUCACUUCUUUCUGCUAUAGCUUCACCGGUAGUAAAUACCGGAAUUCCUUCUUUUGAGCAGUCUGGGCAUGUAAACCGCAUUGAUAUUUCUUCUCUAAAAGAUCUGGAUGUAUUUGCAUCAAACUCUAUGGUUGGUUUUCUUUUGAAGCAUAGAGGUCUAGCCCUUCCUGCAUUGCAGAUUUCCUUAGAAGCUUUUACAUGGACAGAUAGUGAAGCAAUGACUAAAGUUUCUGCUUUUUGUGCUACGGUUAUUCAUCUCGCUAUAUCAACAAACAAUGUUGAGCUCAGAGAAUUUGUUUCAAAAGAUUUAUUUUAUGCAAUCAUCAAAGGCUUGGAGCUCGAGUCAAAUGCAGUCAUCAGCGCUGAAUUGGUUAAUCUCUGUCGAGAAAUUUACAUUUAUCUUCGUGAUAGAGAUCCGGCACCAAGACAGGUGCUACUCUCGCUCCCUUGUUUAAUGCCCCAUGAUCUGGCUGCUUUCGAGGAAGCUUUGGUAAAGACAUCUAGUCCCAAGGAACAAAAGCAGCACCUAAAGAGUUUGCUUAUGUUAGGUUCUGGAAACAAGUUGAAGGCACUUGCUGCUCAGAAAAGUGUAAAUGUUAUCACUAAUGUCACAACGAGACACCGAAGCUCAGUUGGUGCUUCGGAAAGCAGAAUUGAUGAGGGUGAGUCUUUGGGAUUGGCAGCCAUUUUGUGAAGGAAUCAUGUUAGCGUUUGCAGAUAUGAUGUACAGAUACAAAAGUUCAACAGAAAGAAAAAAAGAGAUCUAAUAUUUAACAUUAUAGAGGUGAGACAAAUAUGAAUUACUAGACCAAAUUUCCAAGUUUGAAGGGUAGCUGAGAAAAGCAGGUGGAAAAUUUUACUCCAUUUAUAUAUUAUGGCUUGUGAAUUGUUAAUAGCCAACCAAAAUAUCCCUAUAAUCUGCAGUCUCGUCUCAGUUCUUGGGCAAAGCCUUUUCUUUGUGGUGUAUAUUGUUAGCCAUGCUCCCAUGGGAUUCUCUGCCACCAGGCGUUAGUGGCCGCGGCGGCUGCUGUGGUUUUUGCGAUGUUUUAGCUGCUUGUAUGGGAUUCUUGUGCUGUUGCUGGUUACUUGAAGACUGCUUUAGUGGUCCAAUCCGAGCGCCUGGUUCGAUCGGCCAAAUUGUCCCUUCUGGCUCGAUCGGCCCACCUGGUCAAGUCGGUCCACCCGCUUCAUGAUCUGCUGAAUUAUUAAGUAGAACUUCUACUAGAUGUAAUUUUCUAUAGUUGCAAUAAACUUUUAUAUUAGGAUCUGAUCAACUCUUUAAGUAUGUUGUCACUUUUUUCUUCUUCUUCUUCUGAUUAGGGUAAGAGACUGGGUACUGCUUGACUGCGUGCUAAAAUAGACUUGAGUUUACGAGUA
Molecule: messenger RNA, 4439 nt
Organism: Mercurialis annua (annual mercury)
Lineage: Eukaryota; Viridiplantae; Streptophyta; Magnoliopsida; Malpighiales; Euphorbiaceae
Product: protein HASTY 1
Exons: 24
Coding region: 136-3756 (1206 amino acids)
Biological process (GO): protein export from nucleus; RNA export from nucleus
Cellular component (GO): cytoplasm; RNA nuclear export complex; nucleus
Molecular function (GO): nuclear export signal receptor activity; RNA binding
Source: RefSeq, a predicted model, not a curated record